GCUAAUUUCACCCCCGUAUAAUGUAACAGAAAUGUUGGGAAAAUCCCCAUGGCUAGACCUUAAGAGCAAUCACCUCCUGAAUUUAACGCAUUAAUUUAGAAACACCCUGUAUAAUACAAUUUUUUAUGUAAAUUUCUGCAACAUAAACAAAAUUAACAGAUGUUUUUUUUCCAAAAUGUUACUAUCCUUCUGAUUAUUAAAUGUAAUCUUGAUGUGUGUAUAGAUUUUAUCAUAAAAGACAUUCAACAUUUUCUGACUUUAACACUAGAUGGAACCUCUGUACAAUGCUUAUUGAUCCAUCUCAUUCAAGACAUUCCCAGAACUCUGCCCCAGAAAUCAAUAAUUUUUAUUUCAAAGUCUCUACUUUAACGAGUGCGGUGUGCUGAGAAUGUUGACUCAAUUGUUUUCUGAAAGUAUUGUUUUGAUUGGGUAAAUAUUUUAAAAAGUUCAAAUGAAAGUUCAAGAGCUACCUGCUGAAGCGGGCUCCAAUGCCAUGGAGCAAGAAAUGGCAGGGGCCCAAGACACUAUCUAUUUGUGUAAUUUUCGGGUAUCUGUUGAUGGAGAAUGGUUGUGUUUGAAGGAACUUCAGGAUGUAGAAUUUAAUAUGCAGGAGUCAAUCACUAAAGCUCUCUCGACUCCUUCACCCGAAAUUCCCGUACAUCCGUUUGGCCGAGACCCAGUUGUCAUAGAAAGAAGCAACUUAGUGAACAUAAGUAAAUUAGUUGUCAAAGAACUAAUAGAACAGUCUCUUAGAUAUGGAAGAAUGUUGGAUUCAGAUCAUAUGCCCCUACAACAUUUCUUUAUUGUUUUAGAACAUGUACUUCGUCAUGGACUCAGACCCAAGAAGGGCUUACUGGGUCCUAAAAAGGAGUUAUGGGACAUUUUACAAAUGGUAGAGAAAUAUGCCCCAGAAGCACAAGAUAUUACAGCCAGUGUUAGAGAUUUACCAACAGUUAGAACACAUAUGGGUCGAGCAAGAGCUUGGUUGAGACUAGCAUUGAUGCAGAAAAAGUUAGCAGACUAUUUAAAAGUUCUAGUAGAUCAUAAAGAUGAGGCGUUAGCAGAAUAUUUUGAACCUGAUGCUUUAAUGUUAAGUGAUGAAGCUAUUAUUAUUAUUGGACUUCUAGUUGGUUUAAAUGUAAUCGACUGUAAUCUGUGUGUUAAGGAAGAGGACUUGGAUUGUCCUCAAGGGGUCAUCGAUUUUUCAUUAUAUCUCAGAUCUUCUAGUCAUGUUUCAACAGAUUCCAGUAAUGAAGAACAAGGUGACGCAAUGAUCACAGUUUUGGAUCAAAAGAAUUAUAUAGAAGAACUCAACAGGCAUUUAAAUGCAACCGUAGCAAAUCUACAAGUGAAAGUCGAAUCUCUUACCACAACAAAUGCACUAAUGAAAGAAGAUUUGGCUAUAGCUAAAAACAAUCUUUUAGCCUUGUAUGAGGAAAAUAGACAGCUAAGACAAGAUUUAGGUAUAGAAUCUGAAGGAUAUACAAUGGGAGCAAGUGGAGUUCAAAUAACAAAAGUAGAGGAAAAGGAACAAAAAGAAGCAAAUAAACUGGUCGGUAGCGAAGUGGAAGAAUUGAAACAGAGAUUAGAAGAAGAAAGAAAACUCAGACAAGAGGCUGAUCAUGAACUAGAAAUGCAAAUGUGUAUGAAAGCAGAAAUGGAAGUAGCUAUGAAAUUACUGGAAAAAGAUAUCCAUGAAAAACAAGAUACAAUAAUUUCUUUACGAAGACAGUUGGACGACAUAAAAUUGAUUAACCUAGAAAUGUACAAGAAACUUCAGGAGUGUGAAAUGGAACUAACUCAGAAAGGUGAGAUGGUGAGUCGGCUACAAGCGAAAGCCGGACAAAUUGGAAAGAUUCUCAACAACUUAGAAAAAUAUAACCAUCUUUUAAAAGAUGAUAAAAGACAUAUCGAUAAAAAACAUGAUAGAAAGCAAUCUCUUUCUAAAUGUAUGGCAAAAGAAAAUAAAAAAUGUGAAUCGGUAGAAGAACCUUCUUGUAGUAAUAUGGAAAACGAAAGCAAAUAUAUGGAACUGAAACAACCCAUACCUUCUGAUUCAACAGAAUCUUUUAUAAAACUUGAUUUGGAAUUAAAUUCUCCUGAACAAAAGGAAUAAUUUAAAAAAGCUUUUCGAGUUCAAAUUCUAAUCAGCUAAAAAUUCAUAAAAUUGAUUUUUAUAAAGUUUUAGUUGCUACAAAUGACUGUAUGAACUUAUUAUUGAGUUUUAUUGUAAUAAAUUGUUUAAAUAUUUUUGCUAGGCGAUGACAUGCAAGUUUAAGUGUAGGAAUAUUUGUGCUUUAUAAUCCAAUACACAAUGGCUAUAUAAAUUCGCACCUUCUUUCUUGUGUAACUUGUGAUUAUAUAAAAUCUAUACUAUUUUCUCAAAAAUAAAUUAUUUAUCACAUUCUCAUGCAUAAAAUAUUUGAAAUAUAUUUUUGUGUGUCAGCCCCUAGUCAUUUAAACCAGUCAUUGUAUAUUUUUACUAUUGACUUUAUAUUAUUAUUUACUUUUUCACUACUAUUCAUAAAUUUUAUACAAAUUUUAACCAAACAGUAAUUUAAUUGUUUUUUGAAAUAUUUUCAUUAUUUGUACUUACGUUUCAUGCAUUGCUAUAUAAACAAUCUAAAUAACUUAUAUGUUUUGGGCAUAACAUAUUUAUAUUGGAUAUAGCAAAUGAAUAUGUAAAUGUGACUUAUUUCAGGAUAGCGAGGCUUCUCUAAGGCAUAAAAUCGAGUUUAUUACCAAGCUAGAAGCUAAAGCGCAAUCUAUGACAGAAACAAUACAAUCUCUUGAAAAUAAGUAGGUACCUUUUUGAUUUAUUUUCUACCUAUUUUUAGUUCUUUUAACCUGAUGAAUAAUCAUGAAACGUUGACAAAUAUCAAAAUUGGGAUUUCAAAUGAGUUUAAAUAAACAAUUCACCAUCCUUCUACAGUUUUCUCAGAUGGUUGUUUAAGAUUCAAAAUAUUCUACCUACAGUGGUUUUCAUACUUUUACUUCCGUCUUUUAUAUCACUAUUUGAUAUUUUAUAAUGUAAUAUUAUUUAUAUUUGACAUAACCUGAUAACUAUUCCCAAUGGGUUCCAUAAAAAUAUUACUUUUUAUUGGAACUAUUAGCUAUUACUAUUUAUUAAAUUCACUGUUUUGGGUAGUUGUUUGUUACUUGUUUUUCUUUGAAAAUCAAAAAUGAUCGGCUUAAGCUACUUAAAUUCAUAUUGCAAUAAACGAUUUAUACUCAGAAUUAACUUAAUCUUUUUCCAUUAGAAGAGGAAAUAACUAAGGAACGCAGAAACAUUUGUUAAAUAAUGUGAAUUUUGACAGGUUGACAAAAAACCUUUUCACAAAUAUUGUCUUUCGUAUGUUUCCUUACCUAAUACUUCAUACUAUUUCCUUGGUUUGCCUACCCCUAUUUAUUUUCUUGGUCAUUCUUCAUUGGCAUAUUCUUUAUGUCUACACCAAUUUAACAAUUUCUUCUGUAUUUUAUUGAUUAUCGGGGUUUUUCCUGUUAUAUCCAUCAUGUAUUCCUUUCUGAUUCUAUUGAAUUUUGUUUUUUUUUAUUAUUUGUAUCAAAACUUCCAUUUCAAUUGAUAUGACUCGAUUAAUCUCAAAUAUAGAAUGUAGGUGAUUGAUAAAUUUUUCAAAUUAUGGAUACAGCAGUUAAAAAUAAAAUAUUUACAACAUUCACACUAUCUUCAUUAUUCUGUAUUCUGACUGGUCAGUUUUUAAAUUUUGAUUAAUCUUCAGCGAUUUAUUUAUUAUAGUGAGAGAAAAUAUUAAUGAGACUGAUAGCAAAAGAAAGGUAACAAGCGACUGAGUGAUCCAUUUAUGCGAUAAAAUAUAUUGUUCUGGUAGUUAAUAUUCUAUUAAAGUGAUACUUUAUAAAAUUAGUUUUCUUAACGAUUCGCUUAUGUAAGCGUAGUUGUGGUUCCUUCAUUUAUCUUUGUUUUUCAUAAUUUUUAUGGAAAAGGUCUUGGAAGUUUUAUAUGAUCGAUAUAUAAUUUUUCCAUCAUGUUAUCAGACUAUCGUAUGGAUCGUAUAGACCAUCACUCAGAAAGUGAUUGAUUGUUUGAUGAUAGAACUAGAAAAAUAAGCGAUUUGGUGUGGAAAUAUGUAUUUUUAACUUCAAUAGAACUUUGUAUGUUACGAAUAAUGUUUGUCUUCAAGGCAUCAAUUAUUGCUGGUUUCUGAAAAUAAAUCAGUAACUUCACGUAGCCCCACUGGAAAUAAUUGAAAAAAAAGAGGCCUUGAAGGUCAAUUGAUAAAUCAGUUAUUCAAAAUCAACUUAUGUCAAAUUUUAAUGAUUGAAUUCGCCGUAUUCUACAAAAUCGUUGAUCAUGUUGCAUAUUAUCUAUUAUCCAUAUAGCGAGCAGUGAUUUCAUUUUUUUAGGAAUAAGGAUAUAAAUUACACCAAACAGUGCUUUUUCUGUUUAUUAGCCAUUUACCCAAAAAUAAACACAAUUUUGCGGUACAAUAUUGAAUCAGUAUCAAAGUACUCCAAAGCCCAAUCAACAAACGACUCGCGCAUAUGAUGUUCUCAAGUUUGUCCUUGUAUCUUUCAGCUGCUACUUUGCAACCUACUCAUGUUUAAUAAACUUGAACGCAACAGCUGAUAUUAAUGUCUAAAAAACUCCCGUAAUUUGAGAUCAAGACACAAGUGUCCUAAUUUUGUAAAUUGCUUGAAAGCUUAUUUUCAGCUUGACUAAAAAAUUUAAAAAAUACUCAGUUUCAGCUAUAUUACUUUCACUGAGAGCAUUAUAAUAGCAAGAAAAGAUAAUAGAUAAAAUAUUCGAAUAAAGGGAAAACAAAUCGAACAAGUAAAAAUAUCUAGGUAAAAUAAAAGAAAAUAAUGACAUACUGAAGUAGGAUAUAAUGAAAAAACUAGGAAAACUUUAAUGCAAUGAAAGCAUCAUUCUCUGGGAAAAUAGUAGUAAAAUACAAUAGAAUCAAAAUUGUGAAAAAAUAGUCUAUUAUGCUGAACAACUAGGAAUAUAAAUAAAUAAAUAUAAAUGCAAUGGAAAAGAGUUUAGAAGAAAAUAAAGCAAAAAUUAUUGAAUAAGCGAUUAAACAAAAACUGAAAAUGAAACCACUUAGAGAUAAAAUAUAUGAAGCACCAUUGAGGUGUCCUUUCGCUGUAUGGUUAAAAACAGAAUACCAAAAAGAACGUUCUAAUCCAAAAUAGCAAAUAAAAAUCAUAAAGGAAGACCAAGAAGAAUAUGGAUUGAAAAUCUGAAAAAAGCAGCUGAGUCAAAGGGUAUAAAAUGGGGAGGAAUAAAAGGUUAAACAGGAAGGCAUGCAGAAAAAAAGUAUAUGUCAUAACCGUCAAUCAAUCAUACAUUUUAUUGUAAUCUACCUUUUGCUUUUUUAAUUCACUUGAAAUUGAUAAUAUAAUACUUGCUGAAAAGACUUUUUCCCUCAAAUGAUUAUGUUAAUACUAAGUAAUGUUUGAAAAUAUUCAUAAAUUCGUAUUAAUUUUUCAAUGUGUGAUAUUAUUUAAUAACUGAGUAAUAUUAGAAAUAAUGCUUGGAUUGUAGUAAUAGUUAUUUUCACUUGAGUAGAUUAUAUAAGUAGGUUACUGUUAUUCAUGUUAACAUGUAUAAAAACGUUGGCAAACCUUCACUACAAGCAGCUACUAGUAUUUAAGUUAUAUUAUUACAAAAAAUAUCGUAGAUUGUUAUGGAUAUUAUAUUCUUGUAACGUUCCUAGGAUCUGCAUUAUAUUUAAUGCGAAAUAAAACUUUGUAUAAUGCAAAUAUUGAUUUUUUUGCUUAAAAGUGUUGAAAUAAAAGUAAUUUUCUUCAA
Messenger RNA from Diorhabda carinulata, 5794 nucleotides. Its product is annotated as RUN and FYVE domain-containing protein 2. Gene Ontology annotation, cellular component: cytoplasm. The transcript has 8 exons. The record is from RefSeq and is a predicted model, not a curated record. Gene Ontology annotation, molecular function: metal ion binding. NCBI's taxonomy places the organism in Eukaryota, Metazoa, Arthropoda, Insecta, Coleoptera, Chrysomelidae. Bases 452 to 2116 code for a protein of 554 amino acids.